AGGGAUCCCACCCCUUCUCUGUGUUUUCACUCUGAAGCUCUACACAACUUUACACCUGAAUGAACGCCAAACCUCUGUGGAUAUAUAAAGGGAAGCUUGAGGAGGAAUUUCACAGAUACAGUGCAGAAGCAGAGGCAAAGGAAUUAACCGGCUCUUCAGCCAAGCAAAUCCUCUACUCACCAUGCUUCCUCCUGCCAUUCAUUUCUAUCUCCUUCCCCUUGCAUGCAUCCUAAUGAAAAGCUGUUUGGCUUUUAAAAAUGAUGCCACAGAAAUCCUUUAUUCACAUGUGGUUAAACCUGUUCCAGCACACCCCAGCAGCAACAGCACGAUGAAUCAAGCCAGAAAUGGAGGCAGGCAUUUCAGUAACACUGGACUGGAUCGGAACACUCGGGUUCAAGUGGGUUGCCGGGAACUGCGUUCCACCAAAUACAUCUCUGAUGGCCAGUGCACCAGCAUCAGCCCUCUGAAGGAGCUGGUGUGUGCUGGUGAGUGCUUGCCCCUGCCAGUGCUCCCUAACUGGAUUGGAGGAGGCUAUGGAACAAAGUACUGGAGCAGGAGGAGCUCCCAGGAGUGGCGGUGUGUCAAUGACAAAACCCGUACACAGAGAAUCCAGCUGCAGUGCCAAGAUGGCAGCACACGCACCUACAAAAUCACAGUAGUCACUGCCUGCAAGUGCAAGAGGUACACCCGGCAGCACAACGAGUCCAGUCACAACUUUGAGAGCAUGUCACCUGCCAAGCCCGUCCAGCAUCACAGAGAGCGGAAAAGAGCCAGCAAAUCCAGCAAGCACAGCAUGAGUUAGAACUCAGACUCCCAUAACUAGACUUACUAGUAACCAUCUGCUUUACAGAUUUGAUUGCUUGGAAAACUCAAGCCUGCCAUUGCUAUUUUCUCACUUGAAAGUAUAUGCUUUCUGCUUUGAUCAAACCCAGCAAGCUGUCUUUUAAGUAUCAGGACCUUCUUUGGGAAUAGUUUUUCCUUUUCAAGUUUUUCAAGAUGUAGGUAUAUCCAUGAAUGCAAUUUGCAUUUAAAUUCCACGUAUCCUGUAGUUUUAAUUCCUCAUUGUUCUUAAAAGACUGUUGAUACUAUAUACAUCAGUGAAUCAUUAUAUUUUAAAACAGAAAAGGGCUUCUCAGAUACCCUCCAUCUACUGGCCCAUCCCAUAUCCUAAACAAAACCCCUUCAAAACAGAAAGGUUAAAAAAAAAUUGUUGUCAUGAAUCUUCGCAGUAACAUUUCAGAAAGGUGCUUUUUUGGUACUCUUCACGGGAACAGUUUAGCAGCCAUGAGUGAUCUUCCUUUGAAAGAGAAUGAAAGACCUUGUGACAUUUCACUUCAAAAAUAAGCCCUGUAGCUCUUUACAGUUGCAUAGUAUGAAAUUAUACCCUGCAUGCUGACCCUCGCUUGGAAUGGAAUGCCAGAAAUGCAUGGCAGUGGCUAAUAAGUAAAGCUGAUUAACUAUUUAUUUGUCAAUGUUAUUAUUUAAUGAGCUUUCACAUGUGAUUUUUUUUCAAAAUGUUAAUUUUUUAAUGUUUUGGAACUUUUUCAUGGACCUAAAUAUUUUCCUAUAUGAUUUGUGGUUGAUCUUGAAAUAUGAAAAUACAUGUUGUAGAUAUGUAAAAUGAUUAUUUUAGUCUCCUUAUUACAUAUAUGUUCAUGGUGAACUUUAUCAAUAGUAUGGAUCUUUUUAAAUCAAUAAGAUGCUUUGUAAAGUUGAAAUACAUAAUACUUUCUUGUUUAAUCUGUGCAAUCAGAAGGUGUUUUGACCUUCAAUUCAAUUGGUUUCUUUUAACAAAAAUAAACACUGCUAAAAGUUA
Rhinopithecus roxellana (golden snub-nosed monkey) is the source of this 1816-nucleotide messenger RNA. It is a transcript of the gene SOSTDC1, whose product is annotated as sclerostin domain containing 1. Gene Ontology annotation, biological process: negative regulation of BMP signaling pathway; negative regulation of Wnt signaling pathway. Gene Ontology annotation, molecular function: BMP binding. Lineage: Eukaryota; Metazoa; Chordata; Mammalia; Primates; Cercopithecidae. The transcript is spliced from 2 exons. The coding region runs from base 182 to 802 and encodes 206 amino acids. The record is from RefSeq and is a predicted model, not a curated record.